This is a messenger RNA of Theileria annulata, 4017 nucleotides long. Its product is annotated as polymorphic antigen precursor, putative. The record is from RefSeq and is a predicted model, not a curated record. NCBI's taxonomy places the organism in Eukaryota, Apicomplexa, Aconoidasida, Piroplasmida, Theileriidae. The transcript has a single exon. Bases 1 to 4017 code for a protein of 1338 amino acids.
AUGGCUUCUAAACUUGUUAGCCUGUUCAUCAUUAUCGUCUGCUUUAAUGCAAUCUUUGCAACUAAACAUAUUACCUUAAAUAUAGGUAGAUAUAAUCCAGAUCAAGAUCCUACUAAGCCCGCUCCCAAUCCUUACAAAAUAUUCGAAUUCAGUCCCAAAAAAGGAAAAAAACUACACAGGGCCGUUCUUGGGCCAGUAGUCAUUUUUGAAGAUCUAUCACUUAUAUGGUACAUAGUAUCAUUACAUCUUGAAACUUUGUACUUAGUUCCCCAACUAGCCAAACUAAUUCUAACCGAUGGAACAAAUGAAACUAUUUUAUUUUACAGAUGGGAUAAACACGGUUUCGUCACUGAAACAGAGGAAAAUCACGCGUCCUAUAAACACUUUUUAGUAAACAACGCUCUUGUUUCUACGACACCAUAUGUUGAUGUUAAGAGACAAAUUAACUUUCAGGCUUUCGAUAUAACGACAGAACUUAUUUAUGAAGUUCCUUAUACAACAGUUAGGCCCAAAACAGGGUUUUUUUUACAUCUCAUUAUUCAUGCAAAUGAUUCAUUAGUAAAAUCUGAUGAACCAAUUUUAUCUUUUAAAGGUUAUAGAGAUGGUAAUGAAUUUAAAACAUUGGAAGCAUCUUUUGAAACUCCUAAACCAACAAUAUUUUUAGUUUUAGAAGAAGGAAAAUGGAAAGAAGUCAAUAAUCAAAAAUUUCUAGAUUCAAGUAAAAAUUAUCAUCAGGAAUCUCUUAAGAAGCAACAACUUCCAACAGCUCCCAUCCCUGUUGUUACACCCUUUUCUCCUCCGAAGCCAGUUGAUCUUACCUACACUGCAUUACAACAGCCUAUAAGACCACCAGACUCAUCUUUACUUGAUCAAAUUGUUGUCGCGACUCCAAUGGAACGACCUUCAACUCCCAUAACUUUCGUUCCUCGUACACCUCCAUUUCCCAAUUCGAAGGUUUUAGAUUUAAAUAAAAUUACUAGUUCUUUCACCGUAGACUCAAAAAACAGUCAUGAAUAUGAAGUUCUUACAGUUCAUCCUAAUGAAGGAAUUUCUGUUUUUGAGAUAGUGGAAUCAGGAUAUACUCUUUGGAAUAAUAGAAGAUCUGCUAAGCUGAUUAAGGUUGAAAUGUUUUUAAGAAAUAAAUUGAUUGUUUUGUUAACCAUUUUCUUUAACAGAAUCGGCCUAAGGAGAAUUUAUUUUGCUAGAAAUUUUGGAAGACUAUAUCUUUGCUCAUACCAAGACUUUAAUCAACUAUUUGACAGCUGGAAGACUGGACCUAAUUUUGAUAAUACUAUCUCAUUUUCUACUCACAUGUAUAACAAUUUGAAUCUCUAUAACCAAUACAGCAUGCUUCAUGAUGGAGUACAGUACACAUCUCCUGUUCCCCUGCAAGGUUAUAAUCUUGUCAGAUUAAUUCAUGGCACUCAUGAUGUCUUUCAGGAACAGGGUGAAAAUUGGACUCAUGUUACUAUGAAUUUUUUUAGUUCCACAAAUGUUUUGGUGACGGUAGGUGUAAACAAAAAUGGCCAACAACAUGAAAAAUAUUUCGAUUCUAAGGGGGUUUUAGUUCCUAUGGAUUACCAAACCUUCACCAACACUUUCUUUCAAUUUCAAUCUGAGAUUCACCACCAAGCUAACGUUUUGUUUGAUUUAAAAAAGGAAAUUAGACAGUCAUAUAUUAAACAAAACCGUGAUCUUGUUUAUAUUGUUCCUUUAAGUGGUUAUUAUGUUAGAAUCGUAAAUUAUGGCAAAUAUACUUUAUGGAAAUCUAUAAACGAUAGAUGUACAUCAAUUCAAUUCCAUUUUGACGAACAUCUAAAGAGUAUUGUCUUGGUAAAAUUGUUCAUAAGUACUGCGGACUCAACUAAUACCAUUUGUUUUAGGUUUGUUGGAAGUACCGUUUUCAGGGUAGAGUCUGAAUUAGAAUUUUCUACGUUGGUUGAAAAAUAUUUCCAUAAUUAUAAAAAUGAUAAUCACAGAAUCAUGAUAGAAGCUUCUCAAUCAGACGAUCCUAGUACGAAUUACGAAAUGCAAAUCCUUGAUUUAUUAAACUAUGAUCAUACUGUACCUCAGUAUUCCAGUUUUGAUGAAUAUGUUUUAAAAACCACUUUCAUUCCGAAUAAUGGUCGUAGAUUCCAACAGGUUAAUUAUGGUAAUCAAAUUUUAUGGGUUUCAAAUUUAUCAAAUGGCUUUUGCCUCAAGCUCUCUGUAUACUUCCAUGCAGGUUCUGUCAAACUAUUGAAAUUAUUUUCAUAUUUGAAUGGUUCUGAGAAUAUUGAAUUCAUUCUUUUUAAUGAGGAUUUUGUUGAAUCUAUAUCUGAGGAUGAAUUUAAAGCUAACAUUCUUAGUUUAAGAGCUGCGUUUGAGUCUAAUGUUAUACCGGUGGAUGAUGUAACGAUUUUGGACUUGACUGAUGCGGCAAAUUACAAUCCAUUAACUACUAGAAAAGAAAAGUUAGUAACUAUUACCUAUCACAAUCACAAAGGAUAUUUUGGUAUUCUCUGUUUCGGCCCUGAGAUUAUGUGGAUGGGCUCUAGUACUGAUUUAGCUACUCAUGUUACAGUAUAUUAUUAUGAGUACAGACCAAUUGUCGCUCAGUUGGCUAUUACUCCGGGAAGAGGUUUUAUGAAAUCGAUUUCAAAUUUUAAUCGUGCAUGGCACACUUUGAGUUCUAAUGGUUUUGAAAAUUUACUUUCCCAUAUAAGAGAUUUUGAGUAUCUUCGUACAGCUUUCACACUUCCUUCUUUAAGUGAGAGCACUGAUUUUGAUGAUGACACGCAUAUUAAUGGCAAUUUAAUUAUUAGAUCGUUUUUUUCUAAAACUAAAUUAAUGGCGAGUGUUUUCUUCGACAGAGCUAGGGUUUAUUGUCCAAACUUAUACAGAUACAUACACAGCAUGUACUUAUGUUAUCACGAUUCUCUUCCAAAGCUUCUGGCUUUUAGGGAGUACUCGAUAUAUGGUUAUUCAUUUGACCACCAUUUAAUAUUCAGAAAUGGUUGGAGGCCAGUUCCUUACUCUAAAUUCUUACAGUUUUUCCAGUAUUACAAGCAUACACUUCCUAAGAAUUCUGUCAGGCCCACCCAAUUUGAUUACGAUAUAUCAACAGACGACCCUAGGGUAAUCGUUUCGAAAAUGGAUGACCGAGUUACUUGCUACAAAUAUCGGGUCACUGAUACUCAACUAUCUUUGAGAACUCUUAGUACUCAGGGCACACUUAUUUGGACUGCUCCUAAACACAUCAAUCUAAGAAGUUUGUUUGUUUACAUGAAGGAUGAUAUUGCCUUACUUGCUAGACUUGAAGAAGAAGACCACACUCAAUUUGUCGAGGAAGUUUUCUUAAGACUAGAAGGAGACCAAUGGAGGGAGAUUGACUACAAUGUUUUUACUGCAGAAUACAAUGACCUUCUAGGACAACUACCUUCUCCUGUACCGACAUCAUCACCAAUAUCAAUUCAACAUCCAGUGGAACCCUCGGAAACGACCGAAGUAUCUCAACCUUUAGGACCAUUGGAUCAACAGGAAAUGGAUAUUUCAGAACCGCCUUCAUCUUCAGAAACUUUAGUUCCUGAGGAUACUUCCGAUAUUGUUUCUACACCUCCCGAAGAACCAAAACCAUCUACUCCCGAAAAAGAAACGGCUGAAAAUGUUUCAAGACUUGAAUUAUUAGAACCUUUCGAUAAGGAAAGAUUUACUUUUGGAAAAGGGCAUCACGCUCUUUGUGUACCUUUUGAUGAUGUCGAAACUAGACGAAAUUCACCAAUCACUGAAAUAUCAGUUGGAAAUGCAGUUGUUUGGACUUCUACUGAACCAAAUGGUUCUUGUGUUAGGGUAAGGUCAUUUUUGAAGGAUGGUAGUCCUGUUCUUUUGCAGAUUAUUAAAAAGGUCUCUAAGAAACAAAGGAAGUUUGAAUUUAUAGUUAUGGAUGAUGGUAUUUGGACUGUAUGUAGUGAGGAAGUAUUUAAUUCAACUUUGUCAUCACUUGUUCAACAUUAUAGAUCUAAAUCUUCAGGUUCUUAA